Molecule: messenger RNA, 2522 nt
Organism: Panicum hallii
Lineage: Eukaryota; Viridiplantae; Streptophyta; Magnoliopsida; Poales; Poaceae
Product: probable L-type lectin-domain containing receptor kinase S.5
Exons: 2
Coding region: 1-2238 (745 amino acids)
Biological process (GO): protein phosphorylation
Cellular component (GO): plasma membrane
Molecular function (GO): ATP binding; carbohydrate binding; protein kinase activity
Source: RefSeq, a predicted model, not a curated record
AUGGUCUCCCAUAGUCAUAAUAAGCCUCCGUUCCCAUGUUUCUGCACCAUCCUGCUCCUCCUAUGCUCUCCUCUCUGCUGCUCCGGCAGAUCCAACCAGCAGGAUUAUUUCGAAGCCUACACUCUGGGCUCUACAUUCAAGGAAACGGAUGGCUUCCUGUUCCUCGCCAACUCAAGUAGUACGGUGUCAGGUGGCAGCAGGGUUACCCUGGGAUCUUACAUGGAAACUGACCAUCCAGCAUUCAACCUGUCCUCCAAUGGUUGGUUCUUCAUCCUUCAGCCAAUCUUUUUAUGGAAAUACAGGGACAAUGGGACGGGCCUCAAUGAGGCGUCGUUCAACUUCAGGUUCACCAUGAGCAUCAACCAGACGAAAGCAGCAGGUAGCAGCCUUGCCUUCGCCAUCCACCCUUCCCUCGAUGAUUAUUUAGGGUAUCCCGUGUCUUUUCCACCCAAUCCCAAUGGGGCCUCCGACUCCGACUCCGAGCCCACGUCCACCACCGUGUCCGGCGGCCAUGUCUCUGCACAGAUCAGCACCGUUUACGGGACAGCAUCUGAUCCGCGUAACAUUAGCUUGGUGCAGAUGGCCAUGGAGUCGCCGGGCAAUUCCUCCUUGAGGAGCAACUACAGUGUGUGGAUCGAUUACGACCACGUUGAGCACCGCAUGUCAGUCUCCGUCGAUGCUGUACAUGGGACGCCGAGCACCGCCACCGCCAACGCGAUCGUCAAGAUGAGCGACAUCAUGCCAUCAACAGCAUCCUUUGGCUUCUAUUCCUCGAUGGAGCAGCUCCUACAACUCGACUCAUGGAGCUUGACGGCCGAAAGGUUACCCUAUUCCUACCCGCUACCACAUUUAGUAGGGAAGCCGAAGGGGAACGGGAACACCAUACUGUUCUCGGUCCUCGGAUCGGCAGCUGCUGUCGCCGCCACCGCUGCCGUUGCGUACCUCUACUUCAACUCGAAAUACAGGAGGUGGAAGAAGGAGCAGGACAAGCUUGCCAAGACCAUGCAGCGCCUCCCCGGGGUGCCCACCCAGGUCGACUACGCCGACAUCAAGAGGGCCACCAAGAGCUUCCAUGAGACCAUGAAGCUGGGGAAGGGCGGGUUUGGGGCCGUGUACCGGUGCACGCUUCCCGCUGCUUCGCUGAGAAGGGGGCGAGCGAUGGAGGUGGCCGUCAAGAAGUUCAUGCGGGAUGUUGAGGACCAACGCUAUGACGACUUCCUGGCGGAGGUCAGCAUCAUCAACCGUCUACGCCACAAGAACAUAGUCCCGCUCGUCGGCUGGUCCUACAACAAAGGUGAGCCACUACUUAUCUACGAGUACAUGACCAACGGUAGCUUGGAUCAGCAUCUCUUCCGGAGAGGCAGCACCACCCGGCAGCAGCAGCAAGAAGAAACCACAUGCCUUCGGCAAUGGCACACCCGCUACGGCAUCGCCAGGGACAUAGCUACGGGCCUGCAUUAUGUCCAUCAUGAGCACGAGCCGAUGGUGCUGCACCGUGACAUCAAGGCCAGCAACAUCAUGCUCGACUCAACCUUCCGUGCUCGCCUCGGUGACUUCGGCAUCGCCUGCACGGUCGCUGUCAACAGGAGCUCCGUCACCGGCGUCGCCGGCACGUUCGGCUACAUUGGGCCGGACUACGCCAUGAGGCACAAGGCCACACGCCAGACUGACAUCUACGCGUUUGGGGUGCUCAUCCUCGAGGUGGUCACUGGCAAGAAGAACGGGGAUGUCGGACCUGAUGACGACCACAUCACGGAUUGGGUCUGGCGUCUUCACCGGGAAGGGAUGCUGCUUGAGGCUGCUCACGGCGUGCUCACCGCAGCGGACCGUCAGCUGGACGACGUCGUCGACGAAGCUAGACGUCUGCUGCUACUUGGAUUGGCGUGCACCAACCCCAACCCAUCCGAUCGCCCAAGCAUGGUGGAGGUGGUGCAGGUCCUCACCAAGUUGGCGCCAGCGCCGGUCGUGCCGCUUUAUAGGCCAACAUUCGUGUGGCCGCCCGAAGACUGGCGUUCACGGGACUCUGUCUAUAGCACGGCAGGGAGUAACUGGGACGGGAGCUCUGCUAGCACGGUCGAGCUGGGGCAGAUCAGCCAGGAACAGCCUCUGUCAGCCAGCGGCUUUGGAGGAUACACCUUCGUUCAUAGCACAGAGACGAGUGGGAGCUGCGAUGGGACUGUGGCACAAGAUUCGUUUGGAGCAGACACCAAGCACACAGCAGCUAGCUUAAUUUUGUAGUCUUGGGAUAUGAUAUGUAUCAAGAUUGGUCUUGGAGUCCAAUUUGUCCAGAAAUAGACGGAGCUUUAAUCUAACUCGGACUCCAAAACCUCGGAAUUCAAUUUCAGUGUGAGCUCAGUAUAAUGCUACCAAUUAGGGUGGGGACUGGCAAUGUUUUCGUGGUUUGAAUUUCAUAUGCUACAGCAGAAGACUCAACUGAAAAGUUAAAACAUAAAAAACCUAGCCUUCACUUUUUUUUUCUGGAAUUCGCCUGAAUGGCAGAGCGCUCCGGGGACUGAUGUCAG